UCAAGCAGGGUUGUCCUUCAGUGGAGCUAUCUUGGUAACGUCUGUACCAACUCAUUCUUGUUGUACUUGGAAUAGCAGUUCAUAAAAGGGAACUACACCGUUGUGGACCAUGGCGGCAAGGAUUUUGCCCAUAGUGAAACUGGCCACCAAGGUGACCAUUGCAGGAGGAGCUCUCUACGUUGCCUGUGACUCUGGUCUGUUGGGAAGCAGUGAGCAGGGCUCAGAGGCCCUGGGGAAGGCUAAGGCUGCAAUACCGCCCGCCGUUGAGGAAUGGAUGAAGUACUUUGGCCUGGAGGCUCAGCUUCCUACCCUGCCUACCAUUGAAUUCUCCCCUGUUCAGGCGUGGAACUCUGGAGUGCGGUGGACGAUUUCGUCUCUUUCGGAGGCUCCAACAAAAGCAAAUGAGUACUCAAAUCAGGGUGUGCAGUACCUGAAAGACCUCACCAAGUGAACAGGAACAGGAACGUAUUUAUCUUUUGGAGUUUUGCACUUGAGAAAUGACAUUAUUCUUCAAAAGUUGUAGCCCCUCACAAGAAAGAAGAAACACCCAACACGAAAGAAAGCUGCAAGGUGAAAAAAAGUUGUGACAUUUGGCCGCAAGGAGUUUAGUCUCAUGAAUGGGUACUGUGGUUCUGUAAAUGGUAGUGGCAUUGGUUGGGAGUUGUACAUAAUGCAAAGAAACAAAAUGUAUUUUAAAAGUUGUUCUUUCAUUUUGUGUAUACCACCAAAAUUUAGCUCAACUCUCUCUAAUAUGCAAUAUUUGACUCCCCUUUGUUCUCAAACCACCCAAAUGUUAUGAAGAGAAUGUGUGUUGUAUAUAUGCAGUUUCACAAUUUGUGACUAAAUAAUACACCGAUCUUAAAACACA
This is a messenger RNA of Chelmon rostratus (copperband butterflyfish), 868 nucleotides long. RefSeq names its product mitochondrial contact site and cristae organizing system subunit 13 (gene micos13). Gene Ontology annotation, cellular component: mitochondrial crista junction; MICOS complex. Gene Ontology annotation, biological process: cristae formation. Lineage: Eukaryota; Metazoa; Chordata; Actinopteri; Chaetodontiformes; Chaetodontidae. The record is from RefSeq and is a predicted model, not a curated record. Bases 110 to 451 code for a protein of 113 amino acids. The transcript is spliced from 4 exons.